AUGGGGCGAACAGCCUGUGGAGAUUCAAUGAAUGUGAAGAAGGAGAAUCAAGGGAAAACUUCUCAAUCGGACACAUCUGCACAAGGUGAUGAGUUCCAAUGGGACAGUUACUUGAAAAAGACUGGAUCUUUAUGUGCUCCUGUAGAGUGUUUCAGACAGUCUAAGAUUCCACCAACUAAUGAAUUCAAAGUUGGUAUGAAAUUGGAAGCACAUGACCCUCGCAAUAUGACUUCAACAUGUAUUGCCACGAUUAUCGGAGUUACUGGUGCCAGGUUACGUUUACGCCUUGAUGGUAGUGAUGAUAAAAAUGAUUUUUGGAGACUUGUUGAUUCUCCAGACAUACAGCCCGUUGGAACCUGUGAACAGCAAGGGGACUUACUUCAGCCUCCACUGGGAUACAAAAUGAGUACAUCAUCUUGGCCUAUGUUCCUUUUGCGAACACUGGAUGGAUCUGAAAUGGCACCUGCAACAUUCUUCAAGGAGGAACCACCAAUGCCACCUCUAAAUAACUUUAAAGUGGGGAUGAAACUAGAAGCUGUAGACAAAAAGAACCCGGAUAUGAUAUGCCCAGCAACUAUUGGAGGUGUGAGAGGAGAUGAAGUUCAUAUUACAUUUGAUGGCUGGAGUGGAGCUUUUGAUUACUGGUGCAAAUACUAUUGCCGAGAUAUUUUCCCAGUUGGGUGGUGUCGUCUGGCAGGAGAUGUAUUGCAACCACCAGGAGCCUAUGCUACUACAAAGAAUACAGCUAAAAGACAGUCUUCCCUUUCCAAAGCAACCCGGAAGUCAAUGCAGUCUGCAAAGAAAACUGCUGUAGCACUCCCAACACAGCAGACCAAGAAGUCAGGACGGGCUAAACCACCUGGACGUCCUCCAGUCCCCAAGAAGGAAAGUUCUGCUAAAAAUGUUACAGCAAAGAAAAAAGUCCCACAAAAGGAAAAAUCUAUUCCUGUUAUGUGUUCCACAUCUACAACUUCUGUAAAGAUGCUGACCAGAGGCCGAGGUGUUGAAUAUAAGGAACCCAGUCCUGGGUCAUCUAAAAUAGUGAUGUCUACAGUGUGUGUUUAUAUAAACAAACAUGGAGACUGUGGCCCUUACCUGGAUCAGAAUAAAAUCCAGCGGUUGCCUGACCACUUUGGCCCGGGCCCUGUGAAUGUGGUGCUCCGGCGGACUGUGCAGGCUUGUGUGGACUGUGGCAUUGACAGUAAGACUGUUUUUGGAUUCCUUAAGGCAGAUAAUCGUGGAGGAGAAGUAAUAACUGCCUCCUUUGAUGGGGAAACUCAUUCCAUCCAGCUCCCUCCAGUGAACAGUGCAUCAUUUGCUCUUCGCUUUCUUGAAAACUUGUGCCACAGCCUGCACUGUGAUAACCUUUUGAGUAGUCAGCCUUUUAGUGCUUGCAGAGGUAAUAUUCUUAGUACCGCAGAGGAUGAUAAAAAUAAACCAGUUGAGGAAGAUGUAACUGAAAAACAAACCACCAAGCGACCUUCUGAGCAGCCUCUAUCUGAUGUUGCUCCUCUCUCUCCUAAGCUCCCCAAAAUAGAGAUGCAUGCCUCUCAAGAAGAACUAUUGUCUUCUGAGGGAAACAUCAUGCAUAAAGAGGAGAAGCUUCCUGAAGAGUCCAAGGACUCACCACUAAAUCCAGAAAAUACUUUGAAUCCUGCCAGUGGAGAUCCUAUUAGCACUGAUACCACAGUCUCCAAGAAUUUUUCUGAAGGUGUGCCAGUCUCCUUAAGCUCAGCACUAGUGGAUACAUCAUCUACCCAGAGCAUUCCCCAUGAAUUCAAAAUGCAGAAGAACAGUGAAGCUCCAAGUUAUAUAGCUGUACCUGACCCCAGUGUCCUGAAGCAAGGCUUCUCUAAGGACCCUUCAACCUGGUGUGUGGAUGAAGUGAUACAGUUUAUGAAACAUAAAGAUCCUCAGAUAUCAGGCCCCCUCGCCGACCUCUUCAGGCAACAUGAAAUUGAUGGGAAGGCUCUGCUACUACUCAAAAGCGAUGUUGUUAUGAAGUAUAUGGGGCUGAAGUUGGGGCCAGCUCUAAAGUUAUGCUACCACAUUGAAAAGCUUAAAGAAGGGAAACCCAGUUUUAAAAAUAUAUAA
Molecule: messenger RNA, 2094 nt
Organism: Eptesicus fuscus (big brown bat)
Lineage: Eukaryota; Metazoa; Chordata; Mammalia; Chiroptera; Vespertilionidae
Gene: SCML2
Product: Scm polycomb group protein like 2
Exons: 14
Coding region: 1-2094 (697 amino acids)
Biological process (GO): regulation of DNA-templated transcription
Cellular component (GO): nucleus
Molecular function (GO): protein binding
Source: RefSeq, a predicted model, not a curated record